AUGCCGUUCAACAGUAUCUUACCCCCUCGGGACAGGCCUCAAAAAACUCGAGGCCUUGCAUUGGAGAGGCUCAUCUUGAACCAUCUUUCCUUAAGCUCGUGGUUGCUCAUCGGCUGCCUCUUUCAGUCACUCAUUCUCGCCUUGACACCAUCAGCAUAUGCACAAAUCCCCAUGGUGGGUGCAUUCGCCAUUCUUGGAGUUCGCUUGAUCAAGGCAGUCCUCAUCACCUAUGGUAGUAUAAAGAAUCCAUACCGUGAAGGAGUCGUCCCGCAGAAAUACGCUGCCCAGAUACCUAACGCAGAUGGGGAAUUUUCAGAUGUACCUGCGUCGGAGCGAGUUGUCUGUUUCCACCUUGGAUCGAAAUUCCACCACCCAGCUGGGAUUUUUGCCACUGAUUCUCGGGCGAUGGGGAACCACUUGUCAAAGAUGAUAUCCGAGCUUGACGAUAACAUGGGCAGUAAUGGCUUCCUAGGGGGGAGUCACUGGCAAUCCUACGACGAGCGAGGCGCACUGGAGAACAACUUUAUCGCCUACUGGCGUUCCAUCGGGGAUGUGCACAGGUUCGCGUACGGCGAGAAGCAUCGGAAAGCUUGGGACUGGUUUAACUCCCUAUCAAAGGAGCGGUCGGAUUUUCUUGGUAUUAAUCACGAAAUCUUCUCUUCCGAGCCUGGGCAGUGGGAGGCGAUCUAUGGUAAUUUUCAGCCAUCUCUCCUUGGUGCAACCACCUACCUGAAGAAGGGUGACAAAAUGAUCGGCGGAACUGUGGAAGAUAAAUGGAUCAGUCCUCUGGUAGAUGCCAGGAGGGGAAAAUUCAGAACCAGUGCCGGAAGAUUGGGGUGGCAGCCAGAUGUGUUGGAAAACAAAUAUAACCGCACAUAG
Molecule: messenger RNA, 879 nt
Organism: Penicillium canescens
Lineage: Eukaryota; Fungi; Ascomycota; Eurotiomycetes; Eurotiales; Aspergillaceae
Exons: 1
Coding region: 1-879 (292 amino acids)
Source: RefSeq, a predicted model, not a curated record